Molecule: messenger RNA, 1488 nt
Organism: Manihot esculenta (cassava)
Lineage: Eukaryota; Viridiplantae; Streptophyta; Magnoliopsida; Malpighiales; Euphorbiaceae
Product: probable protein phosphatase 2C 25
Exons: 4
Coding region: 117-1274 (385 amino acids)
Biological process (GO): protein dephosphorylation
Molecular function (GO): cation binding; protein serine/threonine phosphatase activity
Source: RefSeq, a predicted model, not a curated record
ACACGGAACAAAUAUCUUGUUUCUUCUUCAUCUUCUUUAAAUACCUCUCUCCGUCUUUUCUCUUUCUAAAACACUACCCAAUAAUCAACUGAUACGAAGCAAUAACUUAGAAAACGAUGUCGUGUUCCGUCGCGGUUUCCAAUUCUCCCGUAUUCUCGCCUUCCUCAUCUCUCUUCUGCAACAAUAAAACUCCUGCGUUAAUUUCUCCGUCGCCGGCAGAAACACUAACCCUAACGCUUACCCAUUUAAAAGCAUCGCAGGCUCCAUCAUCCUCUUCUUCUCCAUCAUCUCCUUGCUCUCCUUUACGCCUUCGGCUUCAGAAGCCACCCUCUGCCCUCCCUUUUUCUACUUUCGCUUCCACUUCCACUUUGUCACAAUCGGCAUCGGGAACGGUGUUGAAGAGGAAAAGGCCGACGAGGCUUGAUAUUCCGGUUACGGCAUUUGGGUUUCGAGAUCCUAUGACACCGGCGGUUGAGAAAGCGGAGAUGGAGAGAGAUGGGUCUGUAUAUUCCGUAUGUUGUAAAAGAGGGAGGAGAGAGGCUAUGGAGGAUCGCUUCUCUGCUGUUCUUGAUCUUCAAGGAGAUACCAAGCAGGCUUUCUUUGGUAUUUUUGAUGGGCAUGGAGGUCCCAAAGCUGCUGAGUAUGCAUCAAAACACUUAGAUAAGAAUAUUGUACAAGAAAUUGACAAGAGGGGUGAAGAUGAAAUUGAUGAUGCAGUAAAACAUGGCUAUUUGAACACGGAUUCUCAGUUUCUAAAGGAGGAUUUGCGAGGUGGCUCAUGUUGUGCAACAGCUUUGUUCAGGAACGGAAAUCUUGUUGUAUCCAAUGUUGGUGAUUGUCGUGCUGUAGUGAGCACAAGAGGUGUUGCUGAGGCCCUAACAUCUGAUCAACGCCCUUCUAGGGAAGAUGAGAAGAAAAGAAUCGAGAAUUUGGGUGGAUAUGUUGAUUUGAUCCACGGUGUUUGGAGAAUACAGGGAUCCUUGGCUGUAUCCAGGAGCAUUGGAGAUGGGCAUCUUAAGCAGUGGGUAAUUGCUGAGCCUGAGACAAAAAUUAUAAAGAUCAAGCAUGAGCAUGAGUUCUUGAUACUAGCUUCUGAUGGCUUAUGGGACAAGGUUGGUAAUCAGGAAGCAGUAGACAUUGCUCGCCCAUUUUGCACAGGAGUUGAAAGGCCAGAACCAUUAGCUGCAUGUAAAAAACUUGUGGAUCUGUCAGCUUCUCGAGGUGCCACCGAUGAUAUUAGUGUGAUGCUGAUCCAGAUGAAUUGCUACAUCUAACUAUGAUGCUGAUCCAGCUGUGACAUUUGUUUAUUCAUUCUGAUCUAGUGCUAGUUUUUUACUAUUUUCUGGGGUUUUUUUCCCACAAGAGAAAUAGACAGAUUCAUUCAUUCAUUUGUUCUUUUUAGAUUUAUAAUUUUUUAUAUAACUACGAAAAUAAUGACUUGUAAAUGACAUUACAUAAAAAUGAAAUUUCUAGAAUUAGAUUUGCUGA